AUGGCUGAUCCUCUCACGAUAGUUGGCGGGAUUGCAUCAUUCGCUCAGUUAUUAAGUCUUGUUGUCAAAACGACUGAAGUCGUGUUCACGUUCUGUCACUCCGUGCGAGAUGCACCUAAAGAACUUAAACGAAUCCAUGAAAAGCUCACAUGUCUCAACUUGGCUUUGAAGAAUAUUGAAGCCCAACUUACUGAGGUUUAUGAAUUCGAGAUUCUUCCUCCAGAUCUGUGCUAUGUCUUACAUAACUCCAUCGAUUCUGUUCGCAAGGAAGUCAUAACGUUAUAUAGCAAGUUUGAUAUAGCUUUAGACUUCGAGUCUCCAUCCAAUCCCUUGCGAGUACGACUCAAAUGGGCUCUUCUCGAGCGACACCUAGUGAGUGACACAGUCGACCGGCUACGGGAUUCAGAGGGCACACUCACUUGUGCCUUACAGCUUCUGAAUGUACCACGUCUAUCGAGAGGUCAACUCCAGAACACUGUUUUGGAUGUCGACUCCUGGCUCCGGAAAUUUGGAUUCUUUGGCUCCAUCUCACAGAUCAUAGAGCCAGGCAAUGGUCAAUGGGAGUCUCGGAUUUGCAUGGGAUUUAAGCCUCCAAACUGGAUAUACACCAAGUCUAUCACUUUCGAUCUAAUAUUCGCAAAUACUGGCAUUCCUGGAAAGGGACUUAGUAUUCUUCCUGGGCAAAUACGGCUUCAAAACCAAGUUUCGCUAAAUUCGCCUCUUAUGAUGGCCUGCGCCCAGGGUGAUGUUAGAUUGAUCAGGCAAUGUCUAAAUGAUGGGAGUGGACAAGUCGGAGAUAGAGCCAGCUGCUGCGGCAAAACUCCUCUGUUGAUUGCUCUCGAAGGAAAGCACUUGAACGCUGUUACCUACCUCCUAGAGUCUGGUGCAGACCCAAAUAUAGGAGACGACAAUCAAAUGUAG
This is a messenger RNA of Penicillium cosmopolitanum, 921 nucleotides long. RefSeq lists its product as uncharacterized. Gene Ontology annotation, molecular function: protein binding. The record is from RefSeq and is a predicted model, not a curated record. Bases 1 to 921 code for a protein of 306 amino acids. NCBI's taxonomy places the organism in Eukaryota, Fungi, Ascomycota, Eurotiomycetes, Eurotiales, Aspergillaceae. The transcript has 3 exons.